AUACCGCCCACACUUAAGACCAAGUCCAAGGAUAUAUACACCCUCUCUACCGACAUGUACAAGUUCAUCUUCCUCGUCUGCUCCGCCAUGCUGCUCAGCUAUGUCCUGGCCAGGCCACAGGAUCUGCGGGCUGGAGCUACAGCUCCCACCAGCACCACCACACCGGCCACCAUUGUGAAGCAGGAUAACGUGAACAAUGCCGAUGGAAGCUUCAACAGCAGCUACGAGACCUCCAACGGAAUACGCGUGGAGAACAUCGGCUACCUGAAGAAGAUCAUCGUUCCCAAGACGGAGACCUCCGAUGGCCAGGUUAUUGACGAGCACGAGGAGCUGGUCCUGGUCCAGACUGGAUCCUACAGCUACAGCGAUCCCGAUGGCAACCUCAUCACGCUGCGCUACGUGGCCGACGAGAAUGGAUUCCAGCCGGAGGGAGACCAUCUGCCCGUGGCACCACAAUAGUUUUACCAUCCAUUAGCCCCCAGCUCCCGAUAAUAUUUCGCUUGAAAGUAUUAUGCACUGCCUGAAUGCCAUACGAAAUUGAAGUGUCUACAUUCCGUAGUUAGUCUUAAGCAAACACACACACACCGAAUCGCCUGCAAAGAGAGAAAUAAAUAUUGGAAACGAUAAUGAAAACGACAA
This is a messenger RNA of Drosophila ficusphila, 639 nucleotides long. It is a transcript of the gene Cpr49Ag, whose product is annotated as endocuticle structural glycoprotein ABD-4. Bases 55 to 459 code for a protein of 134 amino acids. The record is from RefSeq and is a predicted model, not a curated record. The transcript has 2 exons. NCBI's taxonomy places the organism in Eukaryota, Metazoa, Arthropoda, Insecta, Diptera, Drosophilidae. Gene Ontology annotation, cellular component: chitin-based extracellular matrix. Gene Ontology annotation, molecular function: structural constituent of chitin-based larval cuticle.